This is a messenger RNA of Plasmodium malariae, 729 nucleotides long. Its product is annotated as fam-m protein. The record is from RefSeq and is a predicted model, not a curated record. The transcript has 2 exons. Lineage: Eukaryota; Apicomplexa; Aconoidasida; Haemosporida; Plasmodiidae. The coding region runs from base 1 to 729 and encodes 242 amino acids.
AUGUAUAUUUUUUAUUAUUUAUAUUUUUCUCAUUUUAUUUUCGUCAACAUAAAUAUGCUUAUUAAAUCCACGGAAAGAAAAUAUAAAUAUGGUAUAAUAUUAGAUAAAAGAAAUUAUAGAAUAAUAGCAAAAACUAAACAGGAUAUAUAUCCAAAUGUUUUAUGCUUAAAAGAAAAGUUUCCAAAUAAUGAAAACAUUAAAUAUAAAAAUAUAUCUAAUAAUGCAAAAGGAGUUAAUAGAAGAAACAAGCAAUCAAAUAGAAGUUUAUUAAAUGAGGCACAAUACUAUACAGAAGUAAUAGAUUAUAAUAAUGGAAUGUUUGAUGGAAAACAUUUCCAUUUUGAAAAAAAAUGGAUUAAGAAAAAAGAUUAUAUUGAUUUUCUUGAAAAAAAAAGGAGAAUUUGUAAUAUAGCUUUAAAAAAAAUAAAAUUUAAAAAUUACGGAUAUAUAGUUGCUAUGUUUGUUAUUUUUUUUUUCUUUGGAAUAGGAUUACCAGUAUUAUCUAACUUGGAGUCUUUGGAUACAGCAUGGAAUGGGCUGGACAAAAAAAAUGUAUUGAAAAUUUUAUAUGAAGCCGUAAAAGGGUGGGAUCAAACAGCAAAGUCCACUAUUUAUUUAACAAUAUUUAGUGUACUAAUGCUUACAUUAAUUAUUGUGCUUGUAAAAGGAAUUUGUAAAAUCUUAAGAAAUAAUGAAAAAUAUAAUAAAAUUAAGUUGAUAACUGAGUAA